Molecule: messenger RNA, 2688 nt
Organism: Zea mays
Lineage: Eukaryota; Viridiplantae; Streptophyta; Magnoliopsida; Poales; Poaceae
Product: phenylalanine ammonia lyase 3
Exons: 2
Coding region: 614-2371 (585 amino acids)
Biological process (GO): L-phenylalanine catabolic process
Cellular component (GO): cytoplasm
Molecular function (GO): ammonia-lyase activity
Source: RefSeq, a predicted model, not a curated record
AUCUCGUCCCGGCUAGCUCCAGCUCCAUGAUGCGGUGUGGCAGCCUGAGACUGGGUCACUGGGAGCAGAACACUAUAAUAACGAUGAACGAAUGGCCCCACGCUGCACUGGGGCCCACACGACAGUUAAAUAAAGCAGUAGCACGUAGGAUUCUUUGCGUCACUGUGCGCCACUGCUGUGCUUUUUUGCCUCCUGUCCUGUCUCCCGACUCCUGAGAAUCACGAGUCGGACAGGGAAGGCAAAAACGGGAGCAGAUCAGUGCACCCUACACCCACCCACCAACAGUCCUGGACACCUCAAUACUGGAGUAGCAGUGGAGCUGACGGUCAGAUUUAGAGACGAUCGCAAUCCAUCACCGAGGAAACCGGUGACCAAGGACCCAGAUCCCAGAAUUCCAGAUCUAGAUCUUUUUGCUGACUGUCCCAGCACAACGGUUGCGUGUCUGGGAGGGAGGAAGUUACUUACGGGGCUCACAUGUGUACCUGUCCUACGCCGCAGGGCACGGCUCUGCCGGAUGGCAUGACCAUGAUCACGCUGCCGGAAAACGGCUUCCUCCUAUCCUAGCCUGCAGGCCGGCGUGGGACAAGUAGAUCCACACUCUGCACAAGGCAUCAUGUCUUUUAGGCAUCUCAACGCCGGAAUCUUCGGCACCGGCAGCGACGGGCACACGCUGCCGUCGGAGGUCACCCGCGCGGCGAUGCUGGUGCGCAUCAACACCCUCCUCCAGGGCUACUCCGGCAUCCGCUUCGAGAUCCUCGAGGCCAUCACGAAGCUGCUCAACACCGGUGUCAGCCCCUGCCUGCCGCUCCGGGGCACCAUCACCGCGUCGGGCGACCUGGUCCCGCUCUCCUACAUCGCCGGCCUCAUCACGGGCCGCCCCAACGCGCAGGCCGUCACCGUCGACGGGAGGAAGGUGGACGCCGCCGAGGCGUUCAAGAUCGCCGGCAUCGAGGGCGGCUUCUUCAAGCUCAACCCCAAGGAGGGCCUCGCCAUCGUCAACGGCACGUCCGUGGGCUCCGCGCUCGCGGCCACCGUGAUGUACGACGCCAACGUCCUGGCCGUCCUGUCGGAGGUCCUGUCCGCCGUCUUCUGCGAGGUCAUGAACGGCAAGCCCGAGUACACGGACCACCUGACCCACAAGCUGAAGCACCACCCGGGGUCCAUCGAGGCCGCGGCCAUCAUGGAGCACAUCCUGGAUGGCAGCUCCUUCAUGAAGCAGGCCAAGAAGUUGAACGAGCUGGACCCGCUGCUGAAGCCCAAGCAGGACAGGUACGCGCUCCGCACGUCGCCGCAGUGGCUGGGCCCCCAGAUCGAGGUCAUCCGCGCCGCCACCAAGUCCAUCGAGCGCGAGGUCAACUCCGUGAACGACAACCCGGUCAUCGACGUCCACCGCGGCAAGGCGCUGCACGGCGGCAACUUCCAGGGCACCCCCAUCGGCGUGUCCAUGGACAACGCCCGCCUCGCCAUCGCCAACAUCGGCAAGCUCAUGUUCGCGCAGUUCUCCGAGCUCGUCAACGAGUUCUACAACAACGGGCUCACCUCCAACCUGGCCGGCAGCCGCAACCCCAGCCUGGACUACGGCUUCAAGGGCACCGAGAUCGCCAUGGCCUCCUACUGCUCCGAGCUCCAGUACCUGGGCAACCCCAUCACCAACCACGUGCAGAGCGCGGAGCAGCACAACCAGGACGUGAACUCCCUGGGCCUCGUCUCGGCCAGGAAGACCGCCGAGGCGAUCGACAUCCUGAAGCUCAUGUCGUCCACCUACAUCGUGGCGCUGUGCCAGGCCGUGGACCUGCGCCACCUCGAGGAGAACAUCAAGGCGUCGGUGAAGAACACCGUGACCCAGGUGGCCAAGAAGGUGCUGACCAUGAACCCCUCGGGCGAGCUCUCCAGCGCCCGCUUCAGCGAGAAGGAGCUGAUCAGCGCCAUCGACCGCGAGGCCGUGUUCACGUACGCGGAGGACGCGGCCAGCGGCAGCCUGCCGCUGAUGCAGAAGCUGCGCGCCGUGCUGGUGGACCACGCCCUCAGCAGCGGCGACGCGGAGCGGGAGCCCUCCGUGUUCUCCAAGAUCACCAGGUUCGAGGAGGAGCUCCGCGCGGUGCUGCCCCAGGAGGUGGAGGCCGCCCGCGUGGCGGUCGCCGAGGGCACCGCCCCCGUGGCGAACCGGAUCGCGGACAGCCGGUCGUUCCCGCUGUACCGCUUCGUGCGCGAGGAGCUCGGCUGCGUGUUCCUGACCGGCGAGAGGCUCAAGUCCCCCGGCGAGGAGUGCAACAAGGUGUUCGUCGGCAUCAGCCAGGGCAAGCUCGUGGACCCCAUGCUCGAGUGCCUCAAGGAGUGGGACGGCAAGCCGCUGCCCAUCAACGUCAAGUAAAGAACGCCAAGGAGAAGAGGAGGGAGGGGAGGAAAUACGUGGAAAAAAAAAUAAAACCUGUACACGUGUAUGUCCAGAUCGCGUGCCGUCGAUCGUUCUUCGUUGUUGAUUUUUGGUUGUAUUGAUCGAUCCGUAUGUGUGCGUGCGUGUGUGGCGUUGCUCUUUCUUCUUUUGUGUAGCUGCCCUGCCACCGGCCGACGUGCAUGCCAUGGUGGCGGACAGCGUUUUCUAAGGUCAUAUACUGUUGUUGUGUUUAAGUACAUCUUGCGUACUCAAUUCCUUCUAAGUAAGUAUCCUAAUACUAGAAUGUUCCUCUA